Molecule: messenger RNA, 16498 nt
Organism: Aedes aegypti (yellow fever mosquito)
Lineage: Eukaryota; Metazoa; Arthropoda; Insecta; Diptera; Culicidae
Gene: mgl
Product: low-density lipoprotein receptor-related protein 2
Exons: 17
Coding region: 929-14884 (4651 amino acids)
Molecular function (GO): calcium ion binding; protein binding
Source: RefSeq, a predicted model, not a curated record
CUGUGAAGAGCCGCCCCGCGCGGUAGAAGUUACAAGUGGUUGGAGGAUCUUGGCCGCGGUUCGGAUCGACGGCGAGUGAAAGGAGGACAUCCUUCGUGGCGCGGAACGCUGUGAAAUACGCGAGAAGUAACAGAAGAAGACGAGGAAGAAGUGUGAGAGUGCGUGUGAAGAGAUCGAGGCAAUUCACAUGACUGGAUUUAAGGCGUGAAAAGUGAGUGCGGCUGAUAUUCGUGAAACUGAUCACCGAAAAUCAAAAAACACUCACGCGGGAUCGGUGGAGAACCGCUGCCCUUUAGCAGCAUUAGCGCAAUCCGCGGACGGGAAAACCCCGAUAAUCCACGUCGUCUCCAUCCACGUCACCUUGGAUCGCGCGUUUCGUCACACCUCGCAUACCUCUUCUCGAUCCUUCUAGCGGGUUUUUGGAUUGACAAUAUGGCCGACCGCAUCACCCCCCGUUGAAAGCAGAGGGAUUGAAGCGCUAGUGUCACCACUCGACCCCGAAACAAAACAGUGAUCACAACCUCCCCCGAAUCAGUGAUUGGGAUUCUCUCGCGCAGGAUAGAAGCGACAAGCGUUUCGGUCAAGGUGAAGUGUGUGCAUAUGUGUGCAUUGUAAAUUAGGUUGAGUGCGUGUGAAGAUACCAAACCAGGAAGCAAGAAGUCCGUGAACGUGCAGCAGAAGUGCAAUUCUGCGGGAGCCUGCACCGGGUUGCAGAGCAGUGCGCAGUGUGACCAUAACCUUGCGGACAUCGAGUGUUGCUUCCGCCAAGAGUGAUCGACAUAAUCGGAGAAGUCCCGGCGAAGGAGCGGAAAGCAAAAGUGUGGACCUAGCGGGACUCGGAGACACGGUGGACGCCCCUUCGGCGGUCAAGGUUCGUCGGCUGGCUGGCUCGUGCUAGUGCCCUUCGGAGGCUUCUCGGAGCAGCAGCAUGGGGACGCAGGGCCGGAGGAGGGCGCAGGACCACGAUCGGUGGAAAACGAUGCGCAAACUGGCUGUGCCGAUGCUGCUGACCGGCUGGUGGUUCCACGUGCUGCUGGUGGCCACGGCCGUCCAGGCCGAGUCCAGCAAGCUAGAGUUCGGUGGAGGAAGUACAUUUAGGAAUGAUUCAGACGUGCCAUGUCCGACGGGGACGUUCCGAUGCUCCGAGGGCAAAUGCAUCCCUCAGACGUCGGUGUGUAAUUAUCAGAAAGAUUGCGAGAAGGGCGAGGACGAAUUCAACCACUGCCCUCCCCCGGAAUGCGAGCAGGGCCAGAUCAGCUGCGGUCAGUACGUGUUCAACAAGACCUACUGCAUACCGCCGCACUUCAAGUGCGACAUGACCGUCGACUGCGUGGACGGCACGGACGAAUCCGACUGCACAUACCGCAAGUGCCAGCCGGACGACAUCCACUGCGGAAUGCCGUCGCAGUCCCUGUCGGUGAACGGUCGCGUCGCCGACAUCUGUGUGCCAAAGGAGAAGAAGUGCGACGGUUACCUGGACUGUCGGACCGGGGUGGACGAGGAAGGGUGCCCGGGCAUAGCCUGCCAGCUCGAUCAGUUCCGCUGUGCCAACGGGCUGCGCUGUAUCGACACGGCGCUCAAGUGCAACCACAAGAACGACUGCGGCGACAAUUCCGACGAACAGAACUGCAACUUCCCACCGUGUCAUGGAGGUCAGUUCCGAUGCGCGAACUCGCUGUGCAUCCCGGCGACUUUCCACUGCGACGGUUAUCACGACUGCUCGGACGAGAGUGACGAAGCCAACUGUACGGCGAUCGCCUGCCCGGAUAACAAGUUCCUAUGCCCGCGGGGUGGACCCAACGGUCAGCCGAAGUGCAUCGCCAAGACGAAGCUGUGCGACGGAAAGCGAGACUGCGAAGAUGGAACGGACGAGGAGACCGCUUGUUCUACCGCCUCCUGCCCGGCUCUGGGAUGUGAGUACAAAUGUGGCCCCUCGCUAACCGGUGGAGUGUGCUACUGCCAGCCAGGACGGACGCUGUCCUCGGACAACCGAACCUGCAGCGAUCUGGACGAGUGUAACGAGUGGGGUCACUGCGACCAACUGUGCACCAAUACGGACGGGUCGUACUUCUGCGCUUGUGCCAGCGGGUACACGCUUAUGGACAAAUCUCGCUGCGUAGCCCCGACGGCAUCCAAUCUGGAACUGAUAUUCGCCUACGACCGAGCGAUCGUGCGGAUGAGCUCGCACGGUCAGGACUUCAGAACGAUCGCUAACGCUACUGGAGCUAGCGGUCUGGCCUACCACCAUAGCAAGAACCUUCUGUUCUGGUCGGACAUCAAGACCCGCAAGGUUCAGUCCCAAGUGCUGGAGAAUGGGGGAUAUGGAGGGCAUGACUUCAGUUUGCCCGGAACAUGGGCCCCGGUGGCAAUCGCCAUCGACUGGAUCGGUGACAAGUUGUACGUGGCGGAUUUGGUCGGACAGAAGGUCGACGUGUUUGAACUGGAUGGACGGUGGCGCGCUGUAGUCUUGGGAUCGAAUCUGACUAGCCCGGCUGAUCUUGCCCUGGAUCCGACGUCUGGUCUUAUGUUCGUCGCCGAUGGAAGUCACGUUCUGCGAGCUCACAUGGACGGUACGCAUGCCAAAUCGAUCGUGUCGGAAGCUGCCUACAAAGCAUCUGGCGUCGCCGUUGACGUUAUCGCUAAACGAGUCUUCUGGUGUGAUUCGCUACUGGAUUACAUCGAAUCCGUCAACUAUGAUGGCCAGUACCGGGUGAUGAUCCUCAGAGGUCAGCAAGUCCCGAGUCCAUCCCGCUUGGCGCUGUUUGAAAACCGAGUAUUCUGGACGGAUGCCACCAAGCAAGGCAUCAUGUCCGUUGACAAAUUCGAAGGUUCCUCUAGCAUCCAAUCGAUCUUCAAGGCUAAGGAUAUUAGGGAACCUAAGGCAAUCAUCACCGUGCAUCCGAUCGCUCAGCCCAAGGUGUCCAAUCCUUGCGGCAGCAACAACGGAGGGUGCUCACAGAUGUGUGUGGUCACGGCCGUGCAGGGCGCUCCUUCAGGAUUGGGCUAUCGCUGCGCUUGUACUACCGGAUGGCAGCUGUCCAAGGAUCUGAUGAACUGCGAGCUUGUGCGUCAAUUCCUGAUGUACUCACAGCAACGAUUCAUCAAAGGAAAAGUUCUGGACCCAGUCAUUGAAGGAUUCAGCGAUGCCAUUCUACCGGUUGUGUCUCGAAGAGCUCGCUUCGUUGGUUUGGACUUUGACGCCGUUGAUGAACACAUCUACUACUCAGAUGUCCUUCAGGAUGUGAUCUACCGAGUUCACCGAAACGGAACAGGCCGCGAAAUUGUGCUGGCCUCGCAGAACGAAGGUGUAGAAGGUCUCGCCGUAGAUUGGGUGUCAAAGAACCUGUACUAUAUCGACAGCCGAAAGGGAACGUUGAACGUUCUGAGCACCAGGACCGUCACCCACAGGAGAACUCUGCUGAAGAACCUGAAGCGACCGCGUGCUAUUGUUGUCCACCCGAACAAGGGUUACAUCUACUUCUCCGAGUGGGAUCGUCCGGCGAACAUCAGCCGAGCGAACUCCGACGGCACAGGGCUGAUGGUGUUCAAGAAUGUGACCUUGGGCUGGCCAAACGGUUUGUCCAUCGAUUUCAAGGAAGAUCGCGUUUACUGGUGUGACGCUCUGUUGGACCACGUCCAGCACUCGAACUUGGAUGGUACGGAUGUGAAAACAGUAAACUCUCGGCUGAUCCGACAUCCAUUCUCGAUCGUGAUCCAUGAGGACUGGAUGUACAUCACCGACUGGAGGCUGGACGCGAUCGUACGGCUACACAAGCUGACCGGCGAACAGGAAGAGAUAAUGGUCCGUGAACCGCAAACCAAUCGUCUGUACGGCGUCAAGGUGUUCAGCCGAUCGAUUCAGCUGAUCGACUCGCAUCAACCGUGCGGAAUCAACAACGGAGGUUGCGAGAAGCUGUGCUUUGCCGUUCCCCGUAACAACUCGAGUGGUUUGACGGUGAAGUGCGGUUGUCCGUACGGAGAACGCCUGGGAGAUGACGGCCGAAGCUGCUUCGCCGAUCCGAAUGCCGAACCUCCGGUACAGUCCUGCCCGAACACUUGGGACUUCACCUGUAACAACCAGCGGUGCAUUCCCAAGAGCUGGAUCUGCGACGGCGACGACGACUGUUUGGACAACAGCGAUGAAGAGCAGAACUGUACAAAACCAACCUGCGGCGCCAACGAGUUCCAGUGCAAAUCGGGUCGUUGUAUCCCGCUGAACUUCCGUUGCGAUCACGAAAACGACUGCGGCGAUCACUCGGACGAGUUCGAGUGCGGCAACGUGACUUGUGCUGCGUCGCAGUUUGCCUGCGAAAAUGGACGAUGCAUUCCGAACAUCUGGAAGUGCGACAGCGAGAACGAUUGUGGCGACGGAUCCGACGAGGGUGAUUUCUGCGCAGAGAAAACCUGUGCGUACUUCCAGUUUACGUGUCCACGGACCGGUCACUGUAUACCGCAGAGCUGGGUGUGUGACGGAGAUGACGAUUGCUUCGACAAACAGGAUGAAAAGGACUGUCCGCCGAUCACGUGUCUGGCGAAUCAGUUCAAGUGUAACGAUCUACGGCAGUGCGUGGAGGAAACGUACAAAUGCGACGGAAUACCGGAUUGUAACGAUGGAAGUGACGAGCUUGGGUGUCCCACGAUGGAGCCGAAUCAGUGCAAUCUGGAGAAGCACUUCCGGUGCAAAUCGUCUGGAGUGUGCAUUCCGGUUGCAUGGCACUGCGACGGAUCUAACGACUGCGAGGAUCACUCAGAUGAGGAAGAUUGCGGAAAGAUCACCUGUCCCAACAACUUCUACAAGUGCAAGAACUCCAAAUGCGUCUACAAAUCGUACAUCUGCGAUGGUAAGGACGACUGUGGCGAUGGAUCAGAUGAGAGUACUGAGCAUGCUUGCAUAACUCCACCGCUGAAGUGUCCACAUGGUCAAUGGGCUUGCCCUGGAAUAACCGAACGCUGUGUCAACCUUACCUCGGUUUGCGACGACGUCGAAGAUUGUCCCAACGGAGCCGACGAAGGUCUUGGUUGCGAUCUGGCUCAGUGCACACAUCAAACCGGUUUGUGCUCCAACGGUUGUCAGAAAACUCCCUUGGGAGCACUCUGCAUCUGCCCGCCAGGCGAAGAACUUGCUCCGGACAACUUCACCUGCAAAGAUCUUAACGAGUGCGAUCCUCCAGGGCUGUGCUCGCAAAUCUGUACCAACACAAAGGGAUCUUACUUCUGUUCGUGUACGGAUGGCUACAUUCUGGAACCGAACAAGCACACCUGUAAGGCAGUGAACCAUUCUUCGGCCUUCCUGAUCAUUUCCAACCGUCACUCGAUCUUGGUUGCUGACCUGAACGAACAAGGCCUGGAACGGGUUCCGAUAAUCGUAGAAAAUGUGGUAGCAACCGCCUCUAACAUGCACACCGGCACCAUUUUCUGGAGUGACAUGAAACUCAAGAAGAUCUCCCGAUUAGAUCGAGGCCAAGAACCCAGAGAGAUCAUCUCCACCGGUCUCGAUCUGGUUGAAGGCCUUGCGUACGAUUGGAUCGGACAAAACCUCUACUGGUUGGACAGCAAGUUGAACACGAUCGAGGUCUGCAGCGAAAACGGCUCUAAUCGCUUGGUGCUGGUUCGCGAGAACAUCACUCAGCCCCGUGGAAUGUGCCUUGAUCCAAGCCCGAACGCCAAGUUCCUGUUCUGGACCGACUGGGGUGAGAACCCUCGCAUCGAGCGUAUCGGCAUGGACGGAACGAUGCGUGAGACCAUCAUCAACACCAAGAUCUACUGGCCCAACGGUUUGACCCUGGAUAUCUCUACGCAGCGUGUAUACUUUGCCGAUUCGAAGCUGGACUUCAUCGACUUCUGCUACUACAACGGCACAGGCCGUCAACAGGUGCUAGCCGCUAGUCAUUACCUACUGCACGCGCAUUCUCUCUCGCUUUUCGAGGACACCCUCUACUGGACAGAUCGUCAGCUGAAUCGAGUCCUGUCUGCCAACAAGUACCGAGGAAGCAACCAAACCGUAGUCAGUCACUUGAUCUCCCAACCGUUGUCGAUCCACGUCCACCAUCCUUCCCUCCAGCCACUGUACGAAAGUCCCUGCAAGACGGCGACUUGCCAACACAUCUGCCUGCUAAGCCCCUCUGAGAAAUCCGGAUAUUCGUGCAAGUGCAAACCGGGCUACAAGUUGAUGUCCGAUGGACGUUGCGUCGAAGAGGAGAACGCCUACCUGAUGGUGCUCAGAAACAACCAGAUCGUAGACGUACCCUUCAAUGGCGGUGAUGUCCGCGCUGGAAGCAUGAUUCCAGUCGUCGGCAUCGAAAGUGGCAUCAGCGUAGACUACGACCGCAAGGGAGAGACUCUCUUCUGGGUUCAGGGCAAGGAGGAGGACGACGAAAACUGCACAAUCUACAUAACGCCAUACGGAGGUGGCAACAAGACGCGCUUCCUCGGUGCGGACAAUGGAUUGGUGGGAGCGGCCUACACGAUCGCGUUUGAUUGGAUCGGAAGGAAUUUGUUUAUCGGAAAUCGCCUGGCUAGUAACAUCGAAGCCAUCAAGGUUGACGGUAAGGUGAAGUACAGGACGGUUGUGCUGGUGAAUGACGGCAACAGGACUUCGGUUUCCAAGCCGAAGCAGAUCGCGCUGGAUCCAACCAACGGAAAACUAUUCUGGAUCGAUGAAGGUGGCUACGGAGUUCCGACCAAGGUUGCCAUGGCCAAUAUGGAUGGUUCGAAUCGGAUGAUCCUGGAAGAGACAGUUCAGUUCCCAGAGGCUAUCACUCUGGACAUUGAGAAGCGAAUGGUGUACUACAGUUCGCAGCAUCCACCGGAGGUCACGUCGAUCGAUUAUGACGGAAACAACAAGAAGACUAUUCUGACUGAACAGAACGGAAUCGCUAAGCCGAGAGGCCUCGGCGUUCUGGAGUCCAGACUGUACUUCAUGGAUCCAGUAUAUGAGAAAAUCGUACGGGUAGAUCUGCCCAACGGAGACAAUCCCAAAACAAUCAUGGAUAACGAACCGGACCUCAAGAACAUGAUCAUCUACAAGAAGCGUUCGAUGCUGCAGCACCCCUGCAUGAUGAACAACGGAGGUUGCGAGCACAUCUGUAUUCCAUACGACAACGGAGCUCGCGUUUGCGCUUGCGGUAUGGGCUACAAGAAGGACAACGAAGUGUCCUGCAACCCGUAUAAGACGUUCGCGGUGGUUUCCCAGCUGGACAUGACUCGAGGAUACAGUUUGAAGGACGCUUCGGAAGCUAUGGUGCCGAUCACCGGUGCCGGACAUCACAUUCUGCACGUGGAUAUUCUGUACCGCGAGUCGUGGAUCUACUGGGUUGAGUACAACCGCGGUCACUGGAAUGGAAUCUUCCGUAUUCGUCCGAAUGGAACGGAACUUCAGGGUAUUAUCAAGGACGGCAUUGGAAGCAAUGGAAUUCGAGGAAUUGCAAUCGAUUGGGUCGCCGGAAAUAUGUACUUUACGAACGUUUUCCCGCAUGAGAACUACGUCGAGGUCAGUUGGUUGGACGGAACACACCGAAAGAUUAUUGUGAAGACUACCAAUGAUGCUCCACGGGAACUGGCGGUCAAUCCGAUUAAGCGACUGCUCUACUGGAUCGACUACGGCCAAUACCCCAGGAUCGGAAAGUGCUAUCUAGAUGGUUCGAACUGGACUCCGGUAGUCACCUCAGGUAUUUCGAACCCGCGUGACUUAACCGUGGACAUGUUGACGCACGAUGUCUACUGGGUCGACUCCAAGCUGGACAUGAUCCAGAAGAUAUCCUACAAUGGAGGGAACCGACAGGUCAUUCGCCGUAACCUGGCGAAUCCCAUGGCCAUCGCUGUCCACUUGACCGACAUCUACUGGGUCGAUCGUAACCUGUUGACCGUCUUCAAGGCCACCAAAUUCCCAGGAAACAACACCCUCCCGGAGAAGGUUCGCACCAACCUCCAGAAGCUGCGUGACAUCACCAUCUACGACAUCAACAAUCAGCCCACGGACGACAACAACCCCUGCCUGCGACUCGGAAACGGCGGCUGCGAUCAGCUGUGUUUCAGCUUCCCACCGGAGUACAACCAGAAGCCGAACUUCAAGUGCGACUGCUCCGUCGGACGGCUAUCCACCGAUGGCCGCCGUUGCGAGCUAGCCGACGAAUACGUAGUGUUCUCCACGCGUACGGAGAUCCGCGCGAUCGAACUUAACCCAGCAUCUACCAAUGUACCAUUUGCUCCGGUCGUCAACCUAACCAACGUCGUCGGCCUGGACUUUGACUACGCCGACAACAAACUGUUCUUCACGCAGAUCCGGCCUUGGGCUAAGAUCGCCUAUACCAAGGGCGACAAACCGGACGCGACCAGCAUCAAGCCUGUAAUCACUCGAGGCAUCAAUCCGGAAGGUAUCGCGUACGACUGGACGCAGAAGAAGAUCUACUGGACGGACAGUUCGAACAACUCGAUCUACGCGAUGAACCUGGACGGAUCGGAUUUGGUGAUGAUCACCCGGGUCGAGCGACCGCGCGCCAUCGUAUUGGAUCCUUGCAACGGCACCUUGUACUACACCGAUUGGGGACGAUUCGGCACUUCGGGUAAGAUCUUCCGCACGACGAUGGCUGGUUCGCUGAAGCGUGCGAUCAUCGAUAAGGAUCUGUCGCAGCCCAGUGGUUUGGCGAUCGAUUACGACGAGCGGAUGUUGUACUGGACGGACGCGGUGCGCGAGAAGAUCGAGAGGUCCAGGCUGGACGGUAAGGACCGGGAAGUGCUUGUGUCGGCUACGAUCUAUCCCUUCGCGAUCACCGUGUUCAGGAACUACAUCUACUGGACGGAUCUACAGCUGAGGGGUGUCUACCGAGCGGAGAAGCACACGGGUGCUAACAUGAUCGAGAUGGUCAAGAGGUUGGAGGACUCCCCGAGGGAUAUCCACGUCUACAGUCACAGCCGGCAGCAAUGCCAGGCGAAUCCAUGUCUGCAGAACAAUGGCGGAUGCGCUCAGAGCUGUCAUCCGGGAUUGAACGGAAAGGCAGAGUGCAAGUGCGACGAUUCGACCAAGCCGGUUAACGAAGGAAGGAUGUGCGCUCCGAAGAACCAUACGUGCGAUUCGAGCAAGUUCUACUGCCAAAACGGAAAGUGCAUUUCUAGGAUGUGGUCUUGCGAUGGAGACGACGAUUGCGGAGAUAACUCCGAUGAAGAUACGAACUACUGUGCGUUCCAUUCGUGCGGACCCAAUGAGUUCCGUUGCAACAACGGACGGUGCAUUUUCAAGUCGUGGAAGUGCGAUCACGAGAACGACUGCAAGGAUGGCUCGGACGAGGAGAACUGUUCGUACCCGCCGUGUGUGGAUGGAGAGUUUACGUGCUUGAACGGACGCUGUAUUCCACAGAGCCAGGUUUGUAACGGAGUUAACGACUGCAAGGAUAACGCUACGUCGGAUGAAACUCACGAGCGAUGCCCGAAGAAUACAACGUGCCCGGCGAAUCAUCUCAAGUGCGACAAGACCAACAUCUGCGUGGAGCCGUACUGGCUGUGCGAUGGCGAUAACGACUGCGGAGACAACUCGGACGAAGAUCCGCUACACUGUGCGCAGCGAACUUGUCCACAGAACAGCUUCCGGUGUCCGAAUCAUCGGUGCAUCCCUGCCACUUGGUAUUGCGACGGAGACGAUGACUGCGGCGAUGGAGCUGACGAACCCCCAGAGUACUGUAAAUCGGAAGGUCGAACAUGCUUCGGAGAUUUGUUUACCUGCGACAACGGCAACUGUAUUCCACGGAUCUACAUCUGCGACGGUGACAAUGAUUGCUUGGACAACAGCGACGAAGAUAAUCGGCACCAGUGCAACGAUAGGAAGUGCGACGAAGAGACGGAGUUCACGUGUAAUGAGAACAAAAACUGGGCCCGGGCGCAGUGCAUUCCGAAGAAGUGGAUCUGCGAUGGAGAUCCGGAUUGUGUGGAUGGAGCGGACGAGAAUACGACACUGCACAACUGCCCGACGCCACAGCCGUGCAGCGAUGAUCAGUUUACGUGUACCAAUGGCCGUUGUAUCAAUCAGGGAUGGGUGUGCGAUCACGACAACGAUUGCGGCGACGGUUCGGACGAGGGCAAGAACUGCAACAGCCAGUACAAGACCUGUUCGACGCAGGAGUUCACCUGUCAGAACUUCAAGUGUAUCCGGAACCAGUAUCGCUGCGAUGGGGAGGAUGACUGCGGUGAUCACUCAGACGAGGUGGACUGUAAGAAGGAGAACAAUACCUGUCCGCAGGGCAAGUUCACCUGUACCAAUGGGCAGUGCAUCGACAGCCAUCUGGUGUGCAACAAGGUGCCGGAUUGUUCGGACGAGUCGGACGAACCGCUGCACUGUAACGUGGACGAGUGCGCCAAGGUGGAGAUCCACCGGUGCGGUCACAAGUGCGUGGAUACGCCUACUGGGUACUACUGUGAUUGUAAUUCUGGUUAUAAAUUGUUGGAGGAUGGUAAGGCCUGUGCGGACAUCGACGAGUGUAUCGAAACGCCGGGAGUGUGCUCGCAGCACUGUUCCAACACGCCAGGAUCGUACUACUGCAAGUGCGACGAUCGGUACUACGAGCGGCAGAACGACGAGCAUACGUGCAAACGUAAGGACGCUACGAAGCCGUGGUUGAUCUUCAGCAACAAGUACUACGUGCGCAACAUGUCCGUGGAUGGUCAUCAGUACAAUUUGAUCCACCAGGACCUGAUGAACGUGGUGGCGAUUGAUUUCGACAUGAAGGAAGAGGAGAUGUACUUCUGCGACGUGACGGCCAAGACAAUCUUCAAGUCGAAGUUCGGAUCGAUCCAAGAUGAUGUGAAGAUCGAGAAGGUUCCGGUUAUCAAGCAUGACUCGCAUGGUUUGGAAGGAAUUGCUAUAGAUUGGGUCGGUCGUAAACUGUAUUGGUUGGACAGACACUCCAAGAACCUGGACGUUUCCGAAUUGGACGGAACGAAGCGUAAGACACUGAAGAGCGGAGUCGUUGAUCCUCGAGCGAUCGCUGUGCACCCUGGAAUCGGCUAUCUGUACUUCACUUCCUGGCAUCUUCAGGCUUACAUCGCCAAGAUGGGAAUGGAUGGAUCGAACUUCACUCGAAUCCUAACCUGGGAGCAGGACAUUGCUUGGCCAAACGCCCUAACGAUCGAUUAUUUCACCGAUCGCAUCUACUGGGCUGAUGCUCACUUGGACUACAUUGCGUUCUCCGACUUGGAAGGUCGACAUCGCCACGUGGUUCUCUCUGGAAGUAAAGUUCCGCACGUCUUCGCUCUAUCGAUCUUCGACGAUAUGCUCUACUGGACGGAUUGGAAUCUGAAGGCGAUCAUCCGCGCCAACAAGUUCACCGGAGAGAACUUCACCAUCAUCAGGAAUACCACGCACAGACCGUACGACGUCCACAUCAGCCAUCCGCUGCGGCAACUCCCAUACAACAAUCCUUGCGGCGCAACCAACGGAGGCUGUACCCAUCUGUGUCUGUUGGCACCGCCGCUGGAGUCUACUUACCUGAACGUCGAAGGCUACAUCGAAGAGGGAGCGCCAAGCUACAAGUGUGCCUGCCCGAACCAGUUCUACCUGGCGCGGGACAUGAAGACCUGUAUCGCCAACUGCACAACCGGCCAGCAUCGUUGCGGCGGCGCUGACGAGAAGUGCAUUCCAUGGUUCUGGAAGUGCGAUGGCGAACCGGACUGCAAGGACAAGUCGGACGAACCGGAAACCUGUCCAGCGCGGCACUGCCGUGCGGGAACCUUCCAGUGUGGCAACGGGAACUGCACUCCUUCGACGACGAUCUGCGACGGUACGGACGACUGCGGAGACGGCACCGACGAACAGAACUGUGACCUUCCAUGCCCGGUCUCGGACUUCAAGUGCCGCUCCAGUGGACGGUGUAUUCUGGACAGCUGGAAGUGCGACGGGGACGCGGAUUGUAAAGAUGGCAGCGAUGAAGAUCCGGAGAUUUGCCACAAACGAGCGUGCGAUCCGGACACGGAGUUCAGCUGCAAGAACGGCCGCUGCAUUCCGAAGCUGUGGAUGUGUGACUUCGACAACGACUGCGGAGACGAUUCGGACGAGCCGGCCUACAUGUGUCGCCAGCGGAACUGCACCACCGGAUGGUCACGCUGCCCGGGUCAGUCCAACUACCGCUGCAUUCCGAAGUGGUUGUUCUGCGACGGUAAGGAUGACUGCCGGGACAACAGCGACGAACUGCCGGAGAACUGCCCCAAGUGCAACUCGGAGACGGACUUCAAGUGCAACAACAAUCGGUGCAUUCCGAAACAAUGGAUGUGUGACUUCGCCGACGAUUGCGGAGACGGUAGCGAUGAGUCGGACGCUCAGUGCAAGGGCAAGUAUCGCGAGUGUUCGGAGUCGGAGUUCCGCUGCGGCAACGGAAAGUGUAUUUCCAGCAGGUGGCGUUGUGAUCACGAGGACGACUGCGGCGACAACAGCGACGAGUUCAACUGCGAAGGAUUCCAGUGCAAGAACGGAACGUUCCAGUGUACCUCAGGGCACUGUAUUGCUUCGUACUUCCGUUGCGACGGGGAUCGCGAUUGCCGCGAUAUGUCGGAUGAGAUCGGAUGUCCGCCGAGGUUCCCAGGAGGGCGGUACUGUCCGGAGUCGAGGUUCCAGUGUGCGAACAACUUGUGCGUCUCGCCAUCGGAUCUGUGCGACGGUACGGACGACUGCGGAGAUAAUUCGGACGAGGCCACUUCCGUUUGUACGAACUUUAACUGCGAUACGCUCAGGAGAUUCCAGUGCGCAAACCAUAGAUGCGUUGCGCGGUAUCAGAUAUGCGACGGAGUGGACAAUUGCGGAGAUGGCUCGGAUGAGAAUAACAUGACGCUGUGCGCGACUCGGCAGAAGCCUUGCGACUUAUACACGCAAUACCAGUGCGCGAACAAGAAAUGUAUCGAUCGGGCACAGAUUUGUGACUACGCUGAUGACUGCGGAGACAGUUCGGACGAAUUGGGUUGCCACCACACGAGUACUUGCUCGGCGUUGACGAAGGGAGGUUGCGAGCAUCACUGUCACAAUCUGACGGACGGAGGUUACAUCUGCGCGUGCUAUCCAGGGUUCAUCAUCGACGCGGAGAACAAGAAGCACUGCUUGGACAUAGACGAGUGUGCGACGGGAACGCACAAGUGUUCGCAUAUCUGUACGAACUUGAAUGGCACCUACGCUUGCUCGUGUCGCGAUGGAUUCCGUUUGGCCGAUGCAGUGUCGGGAGUUUGCAAGGCGUUGAAGGACGACGUGACGGUUGUGUUCAGCAGUGGUCCGGAGAUUCGGGCGUAUGACCUGAAGAUCAACGACCAGUUCGAUGUGAUAGCCGGAGAAAAGAGAAUCGAAGCGUUGGACUACAGUCCGUCGACGCAGAUGAUCUUCUGGGCGGACAGCUACGACAAGACGAUCAAGCGAAGCUACAUGGUGAACGCAAGGAACGGAGAGGUCAAGAUCGGCUUCGCUCAGGAUCUGAACAUGAAGGGUAACUCGAAACCGACGGCCCUGGCAGUGGAUUGGAUUGCUGACAAUUUGUACUGGGCUGAAACGGAUCGUACGGGAUCGAAGCCUAGGGGAAGAAUCAUGGUUGCCAAGACCGAUGGAAGGUAUCGUCGUGCUUUGGUGAACGCUGGACUAGAGGUUCCGACAUCGAUCGCUGUCGAUCCGCAGCUUGGACGCAUGUUCUGGGCGGAUGCUGGAUCUGCACCGAAGAUUGAAGUGUCCUGGAUGGACGGAUCGAAGAGGCGACCGCUGAUUACGGAAGCUAUUCGCCAUCCGGCUGGAUUGACCAUCGACUACGCGCAGGACCACAUGGUCUACUGGGUUGACACCAAGCUGAACACGAUCGAAGUCAUGAAGCCGGACGGCUCCAUGCGCCGGUCGAUCCUGAAGGGCGAAAUGCUAAAGCAUCCGGUGUCGCUGGACGUGUUCGAGUCAUUCCUGUACUGGAUCACCCGGGACACGGGAGAGCUGCUACGACAGGACAAGUUCGGCCGGGGAGUGCAAGUGGCGGUGCAGCGAAGCCUUGCCAAUCCUUCGAGUUUGAAGGUCUACCACGAUCUGCGUUACAACACCUCGCUGAACAAUCCGUGCUUCAAGAAUGUCUGCACGCACUUGUGCCUACUGGUUCCUGGUGGAAGGCGUUGCGCCUGUCCGGACAACACCGUCCAACAGACGUCCCAUCGUAGCACGGCGGAAGUGGUCUGCGAUGCACCUUCCGAGCACGCCCGACCUUUGCCGCAGAUCUGUCCGUGCCAGAACGGCGGACAAUGCCAGGAGGACGACAGCGGCAACGGGUUGCUGUGUAUGUGUCUACCGGAGUUCAGCGGCCAGCACUGCGAAUUCUACAGCGAACGAAUGUUCGGAUCCAGUCCGGGCAGUGCCGCGGCGAUCUACAUUCCGAUCCUGGUGGCCAUCCUGAUAGCGGCCACCGUUGGGCUGUACUUCAUCAUCAAGAAGAGACCAUUUGGAAAACCGAGCCUGACGUCUUCGCAGAGCGUAUCGUUCCGGCCGGGCACGAACGUGGAGUUCAACUCGCCCGAUUUCCCGUCGAACCGACCGCCAACCGGAGUGAUACCGGCCGGCGGUGGCGUAGCCCCACUCGACGGCUACAGCCUGGAUACGCUGAGCACCAAAAAUACGGACUUCAGCAAUCCCAUGUACGAUGCGGUGCAAUCCGGAACGACCGAUCCCAACAUGGGUAACGGGUCAGGAAUCUACGAAGUUCCCAUGGACCCCAAGGGAAGUAAAGCUGGAAGUGGGCCGUUCACGGAACCUGUUUCGGCCAUCUUAGCCCCAAGCAGCAUAACGCACCGUACGUCACCCCAACUGAAUCUGCGUCCGAAGGAACUGAGUCCUUCGUCGCACGACACCGGCAAGGACACCCAACUGCUGGUGGAAGAGGACAAAUCCGAGUGCUGAUAGGGCACCCAUGUCCCCAAGAAAUUCAAAACCGGAAACCAACACAAGUACACUCCCGCAAAUCUACACAUACACACAAACACGUGGGAAUAAGUGAGAAUCAAACGUACACCAAGCGACGCCACGCUCGCACCAACACAAACGCACUGUACACUGGACGAAAAGUGCACGCACAAAGCGUGCGGAAAUAUUUAUGACUUUUUUUAUUGGAUUUUAAAAACUUUGUUGAUUGGAGCCAAGCUCAUGUGGAAGAGUGCGGAGGAUGCUAAAAUCGAACAUUCCUUAAUGGUUGAACAUUGUCUUAUACAUAUUUAUACACCCAUACGGACGCACACAAACCCACAAACACACACACGAACAAGAGCGUGACCGGGCUUUGUAAAUGAAAAUGUUUUGACGAAACGUUUGUACAUAGACAACCUAAGUGUAGUAUCGUUAAAUUUUUAAAACUGAUAUUUAUAUACAUUUAAACGAAAGGAAAAAGUGAAUUGUAAAAGAGCUAAAACGCUGAACAUCCCCGGAGAAACGAAGACAAACACACUGAUACAUACUGACAGAUCUGGGAAGCAUCACAGUUUUUGAGAUAAAAUUGCAACUUGAAAGGUAAAUGUUUGGUAAGAGUUGCUUUUCACAGAUAGGAUGUAACACUUAUUGAUGACUGAUUGUGCAAUCGAGAACGGCAAGAAUCAACUUUCUCUAAACAUACACACAAACACAUACGCACACAUGUGCAAAGAAGAAUCUUCUCCAGAGGAAAAAGAUCUAAGAAAAAAAAAGUUGUUUUAAAAUUGUUUAUGCAAGUUAAUGAGACAGAAUGAAAGAGAGAAUGAGAUACGAUGCGAGAACGAGUGAGCGAUAAAUAUAGAUAUUUAUCAGAUUCAUAUUUAGAGGUGUAAUUGAGGUGAUAUUCCACAAACAAUACAUUCCUUCAGAAAAGAAAAAAAGUCAAAGAAUUUAACAUUCAUUCAAUCAAGUUGUCCAGAUAUCCGUCCAAAAGUAGCAAGAAUCAUUCCCGCAAAACAAAAAGACGGAUCAAGAACCGAACCGAACAAAAGAAGGCCCAAUCCAAAUCAAGAGAGAGAGGAGGAAGAAGGUUAUCAUUGCUUUUUUCCGUCGAUGCCAAGCCACACUGUCACUGUAUGGCACUGAUUGAACCCUACGCCUAAGUGUAUCUUUCAGAGACCGUAACCCGGUGCCUCUGUUGUAACUAUAAAGUACUAAUUAUUACCCGUGAGUUCGUUCUACUUGAGUAACUGAAAGUGAGUGAUUUCCUAAAUGCCUAAAUAAGCAAGCGAGACAAAUAAGAUGUUUUUAUACCUACACUUUAUCAAAUGUAGAGAAAGGGACGAAAACCAAAACUAGGACACAGUAGUAGGUUUAAAAGCUCCCAAACGGACCGCAACCACGACAUAUCAGCAGGCAAUUCUGAAACAAUAAAGACGAACGCGAAAGCAAUAUUUUUGGGUGCGGUAGAAGCACACCAAGUGAAACCGAUACAGUAGAAGACCCGAAACAGUUGCGAGCGACGAAUGUGUAAUAUACAUUCGCCAAUCAGAGAGAAAGACAGAGAUAAUUAUUUUAAAGAACUGUUUUAAUAAAAAUAUUUUAAAGAUA